AUGACGACAUUACCAAAUCUUGCCCCCAGCCUGCUCGACUUGCACCAAUAUUCUCUGGAACUGGAAUUACUGAGCGAGCUUCUGCCGUUUCCCGAGGUCGUGGGUCAGUUUCUCGCCUACCUCGAGCUGUCUCUCUUCACGGCCCUACCGGCACCAGCCUACAUUCGACACGUAGUCGAGCUGUACCACGCGCAGGCCUGCCCGCCGGUGUCGUCUGCGCCUUGGACACCAGCCGCCACUCGAUCAGAGACGGACAGUCGACCGUCCCAACUGCCGGCAUCAACCACAACUUGCCUCGGUGCAAACAACACAGCCUCUGCUUCCGCUCCGCCUCGAGCACUCUCGCCAACCGCAGUCGAGCUGGCAGGCCUGGACCGACCGUCUGCGCGGUUCUGCCUCAGCCCGGAGGCGUCUUCGGCUGUUGUCCUCCCGACCGGCUGUCUCGACUCGAGUCGCUAUGACCACCGAAUGGACGAAGAUUCGGCCAGAAGCGUGAAACCGACCGGCGCUUCGGCCGGCUUGUGCUCGACCUGUCCGACAGUCUCGUCCGGUACCAGUCGCCCGGGGGACCCGGAGGGGGUCCCUACAGCCGGGGAAUCUGACGCCUCGUUGGGCAGACUCUCCUCGAGCACAGUUUCGCCGGCACCGAAGCGACCCGUUGACGGCCACUCGGUCGCCACCAACUGGCCGCCGUACGAGGGAUCUGUAUCGCGGGCCAUCCUCUCGACGGCCCACGGUUCCCCCCACUACUACCAUCCACGACAAUACCGAAGAGCCUCUGCCCAACUGCCGAAGUUUCGCUAUGCCGCCGCGUCGGCCGGUGCAUCUGCCGGGGCCUCGGUUUCGGCGGCCGUGGCGACGGCAAUUUCGCUUGUUCCGACGGCCGGUGACUCGUCGCAGGUCGGCGCCUCCACGAGGCUCUACAACAAGGCUUGGAGCUCACUGGCGGCCGCUUGCGCUGGGUCGUUGGUGAACUCGAGCCAGACGACUGGAAUGGCGGCUGGCGUCACGGUCAAGGAUUUGGUGGUGCGUCUCCGAGAGGCAAGUCAAUAA
Messenger RNA from Protopolystoma xenopodis, 1053 nucleotides. The record is from the annotation of a GenBank genome assembly. NCBI's taxonomy places the organism in Eukaryota, Metazoa, Platyhelminthes, Monogenea, Polystomatidea, Polystomatidae.